Clavispora lusitaniae ATCC 42720 is the source of this 2634-nucleotide messenger RNA. It is a transcript of the gene REG1, whose product is annotated as protein phosphatase regulator. The record is from RefSeq and is a predicted model, not a curated record. NCBI's taxonomy places the organism in Eukaryota, Fungi, Ascomycota, Pichiomycetes, Serinales, Metschnikowiaceae. Gene Ontology annotation, biological process: protein catabolic process in the vacuole; cellular response to glucose starvation.
AUGUCUUCUAAUGCAAAGUCUGGAGAAGUCUUCACGGGAGGUGCUACCACCUCUCAACAUAUCGAGGCCCAAGAUGAUGACCAUUUCCAAAAUACAACCUUUAAGUUGAAGAGAACUAGGUCCUUAGGUUUGUUAGAUGAGUUCAUCGAUCCUGAAAAGCAGCAAGAGCAAAUCGAAAAGAAAAACAACAGCUCAACCGAUUCUGAGCUCCCGCUGUCCCAAAUUGAUGGUUCGGCAGAUCAUGGAGACUCUGAAGUACACGAAGACUCUUCAACGCAUGGAGACUCUACAACGCAUGGAGAAUCUUCUUCUGCCGCUCCUUCUCUGCCCUAUAUAACAUCCCCUGAUCUUAUCCCUCACGAUGAUACGGACUUGGUUGCCGAGCCUUCAAGACAUGUUGACUAUCUCUCUCACGAGUGGGACGUUUCGGAUAUCUCAAAGUCUUGGCGGUAUGUCAUUCAGAGAAGAAAAGAUGUGGCAAAUGCAGCCCGCUUGGAAAAUGCCAGCUGGAGAACUUGGGCACAAAGACGAUCCAAUUUAAAGACUAUCAGUCCAGAAGAAGUUAACUGGUCCAAAGAAAGUGAUGUGACGUGGCUUUAUGGUCCCAUCGUUGAUGACGAUGAAAAUGAUCACGAGACAUGUGCCUCCAACGAAGAUUCCAAGUCCGGCACUGCAACUAGUAUUGUUGCAGGCGAUAUUUCUAUUGCACGUAAAAACCACGGGCCCAAACCCAUCUUGAAGAAACGCACGGUGCAAGACAUGAUGAUCAGUCACCUGAAUUUGUUGAAGUUACAAGUGGCCACUGCUCGAGCUGAGCUGGAACAAAGGCGACGCGAAGAUGCAGAGGCAGAGGCAAGGAGAGAAGCUGCGGCGAAAUCAGGAAAGUCCGACAGACCACCCGAAUACUUCGACUAUGACGUGAUCUCCGCCAAACUCAAUUCGCAAUACAAAAACUAUUCUGGGCCCGGCUCGCUUGCAAAUUCCAACAAUAACAGUGCACUUGAUUUAACACAAGCUCAUUCGCCGGUGGAGGCUACAAACUUAUCGUCCAAAUUGCAGAAGGUAUCCAGCGAAAGGCUGGCCACGGUCGAAAGUACAGAACCUCCGAAAAAGGAAAAACGCCAUAUUCAUUUUAAUGACGAAGUUAAACAGUGCAUUGCCGUCAACGAGUAUUCUGACGAGGACGAGGAUUAUGAUUAUGAUGAUGAAUACGACAAUGACUACGACUAUGGUGAUGAUGAGAGUUACGUUUAUGAGGAUAAUAGCAAUUUCAACGAUGAAGACGAAGACGAUGACUACGAUGAUGAUGAAGAUGAGGAUGACGAAGAAGAUGAAGGUGGAUUUUUCUUGAAAGUGAAGCCUCCUUCUUCAGCAUCUUUGGCGGGCUUAACUUUGCCAGGUUUAUCGUCAGCGUCAACAAAGGAUAAGGAUCAUGAGCGGAGUGAGGAAAGUGAUUCGAUCUCCACCAACAACUCCAAAGUGUACAAGACAAUUCAUCUCUUACCUCCUACCACCUUGAACUAUGGCUCCUCCGACGAAGAGAGUGAUGACUACAAUCCAUAUACAUCCAGUUUAUCGCAUAAUGUCGACAACAGCACGAGCAGAGGCUAUGAUUACUACUACGACUAUAAUACUGUGUACCAGGUGGAUCCAAACCACGCGAUAUACGGCUCGAAAAAGACACCUGACGUGGUGGAUGUCCCGAAAAACAUCACACUUGGGUCUAACUUUGACUACGAAAUAAUACAAAACGAGGAUGCACAGCAGUAUGAAAACACUCCGUUGCACUCAGCCAAGAAUGAGUCUUCUGCAGUUGAUUCAGAUGAAUCUAGCAAGGACUCGAGCAAAUUGCCUGUUUCUUCACUCGAAGACUCUGCAUCUCCGCUGAUAAGGCCUAACCCAUUUUCGCUUCAUGAGCAAGACCAAUCGGAUUCAGACUCUGAUUCCGAAGAUGAUGGGUUGUCUAUCAAUGCGCGAAACUCUAGUCAGUCAUUAGCUCAACUGGUUUUUGGGCAUGCAUUGACUUCAGCAGAUUCCGACCUGAAGAGCACUCCUGCGGAGCAUUAUUAUCCAAAGGCAGAGACAAAACCAAGCGAGGACCAUAUCUCAUCAAUUAACCCACGGUAUUCAUCAACGUCUGUCUCAAGGCAACCACACUCUUCUAGUUCUCUUUCCGACCAGUUCCUAAACACAGGCAUGACCAAAGCCUCAAAUGACACAUCGUUGUCCGACACAUUCUUUAAUAUUAAAGCACCCGAGGCCAAAACUGCUUCCUCACUGUCAUUGACUGAAAGGCAAUCUCCUCCAGUGCAGAAAAAAGCAUCUCCGCUCCCGCCUCACACCACUUCCGCGAAUGCCUUUCUGGGUACAUCUACACCGCCACCGCUGGGCCUGGCACCUAAGAAAGGCUUCAUGUUUGACUCGGACAGCGAUUCAGAAGACGAGUUUAUUGAAAAUGCUUCGCCGCCACCGUCUGGAGACAAAAACACUACGAGCUAUGCAUCGCUUUAUCAAGUAGCUGACCGGAACGGGAUAUCCGUUCCUUCGCAGCCCGAAGGUGAAGAAUCUAGCCAGAAGAAUCGUGUGGGCCUGGCAAUGGUGAACUUUUUGGGCGGGUGGAAUAAGAGUGGCUGA